UUGGAUUGGUUGAAUGAUUGUAUAGCUAGUUCAAAUACGAAUGGAUGAAAAUGGUAUUGUCACGUAAUUUAUCUUAUACGUAUAGGCCAGUUAAUUUAUAAAAAAUGUUUUGUUUGCGCAAAUACAUGAACAUUGCAGUUAUAGCGAAAGAGCAAUCAUCUAGACGUAACGAAAAUAACCGCCGUUGAUGAUACGGUAACGAGUGUACGUAUAAGAUUUGAAGAUGUCAGAACGUGUUUAAAUUGUCGUUAUAGUGAUAUUGACAAUGGAAGAUUUUAAUGAUAGUGUGGAUGGCAAAUUGGCUUUUAGAAUGCGAAAAGUCAAUCCAGAACAGUUCCACACCCUCGUCAAAAUGCAUUUGUCUUUCGAAUUGGAUCUUAAUACCGAGGACAAUGACUGCUUCAAUGAAAAAGCAAAAUUAAAGAAAUGGGGUCUCUUAAGCUUUACAAAGAAACCUAAAUCAACAAUUAACUUACAAAAAGGUGUAGAAGGUGCUAGUUUGACAGAGAAUGGAAUUAACCAAGUGAAACAAUUGAUAGAGUAUUUAUCGAAGGAACAAAAUAUUAUUCAAGAGGGCAUAUUUCGUCGUACUGGUAAAUUGACAAGACAACAAGAUUUAAAGGUCACAAUGUAUCAAGGCAUUCCAUUAAGCCUUAAUGAUGGGCGAUAUAGUGUUCAUGACUGUGCAUCAGUAUUAAAGGGAUUUCUGGCAGAGUUGCCAGAACCAUUGUUAUCGGAUUUGCAUUACCCUGCACAUUGUCAAAUUGCUGAAUUAUGCAGCUCUGAUGCAAAUGGCAAUGAUGCAAAAUUAUUAAGAUCUCUGCAAUUGCUUUUGUUACUUUUACCUUCUAUGAACAGAAUUUUACUCAAAUAUGUUUUAACGCUUCUUAAUAAAACAGCCAGUUUUGAAUGCAAGAAUAAAAUGAAUUGUGAUACGCUUGCUACACUUUUCACGCCACAUUUGAUGUGUCCAAGAAAAUUAUCACCGGAAGCUUUACAUAUUAAUUCCCAAAACUUAUCGUGCUUAGUUGCUUUUAUGAUUAGGAAAGGAAUAGAAUUGUUUGAAAUUCCACCAAAGUUAGCUACGGAUAUCAGAGCAUAUUGGGUAGAACAAGAAAGGAAGUUGUUGAGUCCUAAAAAUAUUGAUUUGAAUGAGUCAAUACCAGAUACAACAGGUACAGCGCAUACUGUGUUUAGUUUUGUAGAUCAUAAAUUAACAGCAAAAGCAAAUUCUACACAAAAUACUCAAGCAGCUUUAGCUCAACUUUAUGCUCAUAUACAAGCUAUGCCAGAAUCAGCUAAAAAGCGUAGACUUGUAAAACAAUUUAACAAAGAAAAUGGUCAAGGCACGCCAAGACAAGUUAAAAAUUGUCGAACUAAAAGUCUUGGAGAUUCGAUUAAGAAGCAUAUAUUUCAGAAGAAAAUCUUGGGACAUAAAAAAUUUAUUGAUCUUAAUAUAGGUUGUAAUAUUACUAGAUCGAGUAGCGAAGAAAAUAUAUUAUCAUCGAAUCUAGAAAAAUCAUUACUUCAAACAAAAAUACUGUUUAGUAAAUCAGAUGAUGAACUUAGCAUAGAAAACUGUGACACAAACAAUGACAGUUUUCUUCAUACUAAACAUAUUAGUAAUAGUACUGGUAGUCUUAAUACUCCUACGUUGAGGAAUUACAAAGUUAAGAGAAAGGCCAUGUUCAUGAAAUUUGUAAAUAUAAAGGAAGAACAAAUAAACGAAAAGUAUCAUGAAUGGAGUUUAAACAACUCGGUUAAAAGAUUUGGAGAUUCGCAUAUAAAUGAUUCUGUAUAUUCAAAAAUAGGCGAUGGAAGCACAUCCUUGCAAGAUGAACGUUUUAAUAUUGACAAUUUAAGACAUGAUAGUGAUUCUAUAUCUAAUAUUGUUAAAAUAUCUAGACAACUUAGCGAACCACCUGAUAUGUAUUCUUCUCAGAGUACUUUGUAUGAAACUACAGAAAAUGAAUUAAUCAGACAAAAUUCAGAACCUACAUUAUCAGUGUCGAAAGUAAACAAUGUAGAUAUGGCUUCUUCUUCAAAAUGUUUUGAAAGCAACAAAAAGCUACUGGAUCGUUCGAAAAUAGAAUUACACACUGACAGCGCACGUGUCCACUUAUCUCCUAUUGUGAAAAAUAGGUUUUGGAAUGUAUAUGUCGCCCAUACAUCGACACCAUCAAAUUUAUUGCGCAAAAGCUUAGUUACUAACGAAUACAUGUUAACUCCUAUUACUAAUAAUGAUAAGAGCAUAAGUCCAAUUACCCAAAGCGCAACUAAAAUGACUAAAGCAAUGCAGGAAACAAUGAUGACACCACGAUCUAGAAAACCAGUGAUGAUGGUCUCAGGUUCAAACCUUUGUAAUCUUGCCAGCGUUAAUAAUAGUUGGAAUCACCAUAAUGUAUCUAACAACAUGCGUAAUUCAAAUCUUGAUAUAAUUAGACCAAGAAACUGCACCUCAAUUUUAGAGGAAUCUCAAAGACCUAAUAGUACAGACAGUGAAAUCAUUUAUGGAGAAAGUAUUGAUUUGGAAGAAAAAGAAAACAUCGGUAGCGAUGUUGCAGGAAAGCGGAAAUUUUUCGCAUCUGUUGCAGAUGACUGUUGUACAGUUACUCAGCAAAGUACUAUGUCCAUAACAAGCACAUUUAGAGAAUAUUUGUUGUCUAGAAGUGUUUUAACUGCUAGUCCUGUUGAUCUCAGUUUUUCAUCGCGCGCAGGGGAUUUUGAGCAAUCAGAGUCCGACUUAAACAUCUUAAACGAAGAUCGCCUUUCUGACAGUUUACUUUGUUGUUUGAAUGGAAACGAUCCAGAAUCCGAUACUUCCGGUAUUGCUUCUGGUAGCAUUAAUAGCGCAAAUCAUUCCUCAGGAAAAAACGACGAAGUUGCAAGUUCGCCGAGGAAACGGGCAACUAGUUUACAACGUAACGAUUCCAAAAGAUCAAUAAAAGAAAACAAAACAUCAAAAAAUAUACGAGGACAAGGUUUUAAGUACAAACAAUUGAGCGAAUCGACAUUAAAUUCAGUAAAAGUACAAGAUACGUUUCAAGAAACUUCAUUUUGAGGCAAAAUGAUAUACUUAAAGUAUAAAUGAAGAUCAAUGUAAUUCAAAACUAUAGUGUUAAUAAUACGUUAACUUUCAUAUAAUUAUGCAAAUAUAUAUUUCUUUUAUUUUAAUAGUACGUUUCAUCUUAGAAAAGAAAUUGACAAUAUCAUAGAAACCUACAAAACAGUUAGGUUUGUUUCUUUAUGGUAUUAGAAGAUUUUACGAUGUAAUUCUAUUGUGUACGGUUGUGUCUUCAGAUUUUGUUUACUUUAAUUGUUUGUUCAUAAUAACAAAGAAAAGCGUAUUUUCGUUAUAUGAUGUAUACAAAUUUGUAAUAUUUAUAUCCCAAACAGUUUUGUACUAAAGUAUAAAUUGCGCAUUUAUUUUAUACACAGUCGUCCUUCGAAGUACGCGGAGGUUCGGAACACCCAUUACUGCGUAUCAGUCUCCUCUUACUCCACACUUCAAAUUUCUGUUAACCAGAAACCAUAAUACAAGAAUUGCAAAGAAAAAGUGUUAUUCAGGAAGGCACAUACGAGACAUAUUUCUUUUUGUAUUUCUUUCAAAAUAUUUUUAUAUGGUGUCCAUCCUUCUUCCACAUUUUAUUUAAAUUUGAAUGCAUAUAUCUUUGAAGAAUCUAUGUCGUAAAAAAUUAUCAUUUGUAGUGGCGGAAAGACUGCGACUUCGGAUAAGGCGGCGAAUACAAAGAUCGCGAAAAAACCGCGUACUUCGAGGGAUGACAACUGUACUGCUUAAACGUUUGUACGACACAUAUUUUCUUAAAUUAUUAAUCUAUAAAUAAAUUUUUUUGCACACCAAUUUUAUGAGAUCUU
Messenger RNA from Colletes gigas, 3876 nucleotides. RefSeq lists its product as uncharacterized. NCBI's taxonomy places the organism in Eukaryota, Metazoa, Arthropoda, Insecta, Hymenoptera, Colletidae. Gene Ontology annotation, cellular component: cytoplasm. Gene Ontology annotation, molecular function: GTPase activator activity. The transcript has 7 exons. Gene Ontology annotation, biological process: signal transduction; regulation of small GTPase mediated signal transduction. The coding region runs from base 266 to 3061 and encodes 931 amino acids. The record is from RefSeq and is a predicted model, not a curated record.